This is a messenger RNA of Habropoda laboriosa, 837 nucleotides long. RefSeq names its product cilia- and flagella-associated protein 97-like. The transcript is spliced from 2 exons. The coding region runs from base 67 to 837 and encodes 256 amino acids. The record is from RefSeq and is a predicted model, not a curated record. Gene Ontology annotation, biological process: spermatogenesis. Lineage: Eukaryota; Metazoa; Arthropoda; Insecta; Hymenoptera; Apidae.
CAUUUUUCUAUUAUUAUUAGUAUUUCAUAUUUUAUUAGUGAAACGUUUUACGGAUACUGUGUCGAAAUGUCAGAUUUAGAAGACAUUCAACCUAACUGUGAGUGUCAAUACACAUUGACGUUAACGAAUGAAAUAGUUCAGGAACACUUUUCUGAAAUGAAAGACAGUUUCAACCAUGUGCCUAGUAUUCAUGAGGUGGACGAAGAAGAAACUGACGAAGAACAUACGGUUGAUCAGGAACCUGGAAUUCCCAACGAAAUAGAGCAAAAUACAGAUCUAACGAAGGAUACCGUAGAUGAGGAUUCAAUUUACAGCAAUGAUUCAUUUUGUUCCGAUGAAUCCUGUAACGAGUCAGAGGAAAGUAAUGUCACUUCAAGAUCUCUCGAUAAUUCCCAUUUUUCACGCAGUGUUACUACUCGGAAGAAUAAUCAGAACGAUAGUCGAAGGGAACAAGAAAGAUCUGAAAAUGCAACGUACGACAAUGAAAUUGUUAAUUCGAUUCGUUGUAAAAGUGCAACAUCUGAGGAUAAUUAUAUAGGAAUCAAGCAGAUUAAAAAUAGAAGGAGGAAUAUGAGUUUUACAGAUGAAGAACUGCGAAAAAUAGAAUGGGAGAAUCAGAUACUUUUGAGAAAGAUAAUGGCUCAACAACGACCAAAAGAGAAAUUACUUUAUGAAAAUGUACCUCCACCUCGAAUAAGCAGUUCUGCGAUAAACAGAAGAAAAUUGCAGAAGAAAAUAGAAAAUGAAAAUAUAAUGCUGCUCCAAAGAAUACAACAAACUAAAUCACGUGUUAUGAACACCGUGACAAAACCUGGUUGUAGACAGACGAUUUUAUAA